Messenger RNA from Anguilla rostrata (American eel), 6745 nucleotides. It is a transcript of the gene sik1, whose product is annotated as salt-inducible kinase 1. Lineage: Eukaryota; Metazoa; Chordata; Actinopteri; Anguilliformes; Anguillidae. Gene Ontology annotation, biological process: intracellular signal transduction; protein phosphorylation. The record is from RefSeq and is a predicted model, not a curated record. Gene Ontology annotation, molecular function: ATP binding; protein serine/threonine kinase activity. The transcript is spliced from 14 exons. Gene Ontology annotation, cellular component: cytoplasm. Bases 360 to 2780 code for a protein of 806 amino acids.
GAGGAGGGGUGGAGUUCCCCAGCAGAGUAUCAGACUGUAGCUCCCUGCAUGCCAGCAGAACGCACAGUAAGUGCUGAACACGAUGUAGGGAGACGGGAUGCAUUGUAAAUAGUUUUAUUUUUUUUAAAGGUUUGCUCAUAAAACGUUCAUUAUCACUGUAAACCCGUCAAAGUCACCUUUAAUACAAAACGUUCUGUUUUAAAAUACAUUUUCACAUGGAAUCGCUGUUAUAUGAACUGAAGAAAAUUAAAAAGCAAGAGUAGAAGAAGCUCGUGUCCACAUGCCCGCUAAGGCGUAAACAAUUAAACAAAACAAACUGAUCCAGCUGGAAUACGUAGACAAAAGAACAUUCUACCAUCAUGGUGAUCAUGUCGGAAGUCGGCCCAGGGUCUCAGUCGAGUCCACCACACGGCAGGCCGCUGCAGGUCGGCUUCUAUGAGAUUAUACGGACGCUGGGGAAAGGAAACUUCGCCGUAGUCAAACUGGCUAGGCACAAAGUCACAAAAACACAGGUCGCAAUCAAAAUCAUUGACAAGACGAGACUAAACUCCUCAAACCUGGAGAAGAUCUACAGAGAGGUUCAGAUAAUGAAACUCCUCAACCACCCCCACAUCAUCAAGCUUUAUCAGGUCAUGGAGACCAAAGACAUGCUGUACAUUGUGACGGAGUAUGCAAAGAAUGGAGAGAUGUUCGAUUAUCUGACCUCCAAUGGGAGAAUGAGUGAAGGAGAGGCACGGAAGAAGUUCUGGCAGAUCCUGACAGCCGUUGACUACUGCCACAGGCACCAUAUUGUACACAGGGACCUGAAGACCGAGAACCUUCUGCUGGAUGCCAACAUGAACAUCAAACUGGCAGACUUUGGCUUUGGGAACUUCUACAAUUCGGGUGAGGCGCUGUCUACCUGGUGCGGGAGUCCCCCUUAUGCGGCUCCAGAGGUCUUCGAGGGGAAGGAGUACGAAGGGCCGCAGUUGGAUAUUUGGAGUCUCGGGGUGGUGCUGUAUGUGCUGGUGUGUGGCUCCCUGCCCUUCGAUGGGGCCAGCCUUCCCGCGCUCCGCCAGAGGGUCACCGAGGGCCGCUUCCGAAUCCCCUUCUUCAUGUCCCAAGACUGCGAGAACCUGAUCCGGAAGAUGCUGGUGGUGGACCCCGCCAAGCGCAUAUCCAUAGCCCAGAUCAAGCAGCACCGCUGGAUGCUGGCCGACCCCUCGGCCCCCCGCCAGGCACUCUCCCUCUCCCUCUCCAUCACCGACUACAACUCCAACCUGGGAGACUACAACGAGCCUGUUCUCAGCAUCAUGCAGACGCUGGGCAUUGACCGGCAGAGGACCAUUGAGUCUCUACAGAACAGCAGCUACAACCAUUUCUCCGCCAUCUACUACCUGCUGCUGGAGAGAGUGAAGGAGCACCGGGGCCACCAGCUGAGCCGGCAGUGUGGGGGCUGGGCCCAGUGGCCCCGGCGCACGUCCGACUCGGCCGUCCCGGAGGUGACCAUGGAGUGCACCGACGGCUUCAGGACCGCCUUUCCCUUCCCAGCUAAGCACUGCGCCCCUGUACAUUCCGAGAUGGAGUGCGAGUCUGGAGGAUUGUUUCAGCGCGUGGUCUUUCCGGUGGAGGCCAGCCUGAACGGGCUGCUGCAGAACCGCUCCAUCUCGCCCAACAGCCUGCUGGAGACCACCAUCAGCGAGGAGGUCCGACCCCACGACCUGGAGGAAGAGGAGGGGCUGCAGGCCGUUUCCCCCCACAGCCUGCAGGGCAACACCUCCCGGCGACACACCCUGGCUGAGGUCUCCGCUCGCUUCCACCAGUGCAGCCCUCCCUGUAUCGUGGUGUCCUCAGUCAGCCCCUCUGAUGGAGCUUCCUCAGACAGCUGCUUGAAGUCCUCAUCCUCCACCGCCAGCCCGGCCCUCUUCACCCCUGGGGAGGCCUUCCUGGCCGCCACAGCGGGUCCUGGCACUUUGGCCCCCGUUGGGACUCCCCUCACCCAGUCCUCCACCCUGCUGCUCCAAGCUCGGGGCAGCCUGCCCGGGGCCAACUUCCAGGAGGGUCGGCGGGCUUCCGACACCUCCCUCACGCAAGGUCUGAAGGCUUUCCGUCAGCAGCUGAGGAAGAACACUCGCACCAAGGGCCUCCUGGGCCUGAACAAGAUCAAAGGGCUGGCCAGGCAGGCGUGCCCCCCGGCCCCCUGCCCCAGGGGCAGCCGUGGCUCCCUGGGUCCGGUACUCUGUGCCCCCUCUGGCCUCCACACCUCCUCGGGCCCCCGGGAUGGGAGGAGCCUCCUGGAGGAGGUGCUUCACCAGCAGAGGAUGCUUCAGAUGCAGCACCAGCCACAGCCGCAGACACAGACGCAUCAGCCCUCGUCCCCGUCCUCCGGUCUCUUUUCGGCGGCCUCCCUGUUCGCCGAGCCCCCUGCCGGCCCCUCCCUCUUCCUGGCCGAACCCCAGCAGGCCCCGGCCCAAGGCCUGGCCCCGCUCGGCCUGCAGCACACCACCUGGCAGCAUUCACCUUCAUCCUCCUCCUGCUCCUCCUCCUCCUUCUUUUUCUCCCCGGCCUGCACUCUGUCUACCGUCACCACGGCAGCGCAUCUGCUGGAGGCCCGCCUGCACAUCAGCCCCCAGCCCCAGCUCCACCCCCAGCCCCAGCCCCUGCCUCACUUCUCCUUCCUGCCCCACAACCAAAGCAGCUGGGGGGCAGCUGCCAUCCCCGUUAGAGACUCGGACAUGCAGGAGCUGGGCCCCCCCUCCACAGGACAACAGAAACUCAACAGCUGUGUGAUGGUUCGGUAGAAGAGAGAAAGAGUGAGUGAGAGAGAGAGAGAGCGAGAGCUAGUAAAAGAGAAACAAACCCAAAACACACAAAACAGAACUCCUGUUUCAUUCCUAAGGGACUUGCAGUUCCUUCGCUGAGCCUAUUCUUUGCCAGCAGUGGGAAAGACGACAGACAGAAGACGUUGUAUUCAGGCCGGAUUGCCAACAGCAGCACCAGACAAAAACACAAAAAUUUAAGCCUGCGGUGCGGUGUGUCUUGACGGUGUGAAUUCGGCGUUUACGGUAGCUGUGUGAAGUACAAGCUAAGCAAAAAAAACAAAAAAAACAACAAGUGAGAAAUCCUUAAACCGUACGUGUGAACCACAUUCAUGUCUGUGCGUACGUGCAGUGCAUGCAUUGUCCAAAACAAGCAAUAACAAAAAUCCUUUGUGGGCCCUCAACCCUCGCCAUGUCCUCAGAAAAGCAAUACUGGGCUGGGACAGAGGUCUACCGGAGGCUCUGCCUCUUGUCACAGGACAGUGCGAGUUACUGGCCUCACUUGAAAAAUGAAGAACUGGCAGUCUACUGGAUACACACUUGACACGGUCAGAAAAAAAACAGGCUUAUUCCCUUCUCUUUGUUUUUACAAAAAGUGUAUCAAUGUAGGAAGGGCCUAGUUUUCCGGAAAAAAAAAAGAGUUUACUGACAAGGACCAGGGGCCUCAUUUAUAAAAAUCAUCUUGGAACUCUUUCCUAAAUGUGGGCUUACAAUCGUUUCCUAAAAUGUUCCUACAAACGAUUUAUAAAUUGUCCAUACACACAAUAAAUGUUCCGACGCAUGACCCAUUUAUAAAUCAGAAAUCAUCCUAAAAUUGUACGCGUAGGAACAAGCUUAUCAACUACACCCACGCCAUCAAAUAUAUAUGUUCAGGUGUUCUGCUCUACGGUCUCUGCAACAUCAUUGUUGCAUGAUAUAAAAUUAAUAUAAUAUAGCCAUUUUUUCUUCAUAUUUUGAUUUUGUAUAUUUCAAUUGUUCAUUGAUUUUAAGCUUUAAACUAUUAAUAAUAAUAAUAAUAAUAAUAAUAAUAAUAAUAAUAAUAAUAAUAUUAUUAUUAUUAUUAUUAUUUGGCUGUUAUAUUUUUCAUAAAGGUUUGCACACUUGAUAAUGUUAACCACAAGUGCUGCGAUCAUAGGUGUGGGGUUCAUUUCUACUUUGGGGGAGACUCACUGCUGGACCACCUGGUCUCAGGUAGUGAAAUGUCAAGUUUCGCAAGCAUGCUAGCUGGUCUAGGGACCAAUUCAUAUGAAAGUAUUGGCAGUGACAUGUCUUCCUGUCUUCCCCAAAACCUACACACAUGGCUGCAAUAGCCUGCUUAACAAUAUUGCAUCUCACAGUGCUUAUUACAAAAAUCAGGUGUGUGCGUGGUCUAAUAGUCUACACAUCUCCAUGUGUGAAAGUAUUAGCAAAGUAUUCUCAACAAAAAAAAAUGUUGAUCCUGCAGCACCGUUACAUAGUUUGACGACAGUUCCAAGUUUUAUAAAUCUUAAUUUGUGCAGUAAUUUUCUCUUAAGAUGACAUCUCUUGAAUUUAGAAUCAAAUCCUUGCGUACAAAUGUUUUAUAAAUGAGACCCCAAACUCUUCUGUCCUUUGAACAGAUCUUUGUUUGUUCUUUUGUUUUUAGAAAAGACCAAAGCUUGUUUUGUUUUCGUGCCCCUCCUCCUUAUUUACAGUAUAGUCUUGAAAACAUGCAGUAUCCAGGGUUACCAAAACUUCCAUUCAGAAAGUAGAGAAAUUAUUAGCAGCCUUUUAGUAACUAAAGCUAUUGCAAUUACUUUUUUAUUACCGAAGCUAACAAGACAAAAAUUAAGCUACUGCUGCUCAAGAAUAAAGAAAAACAGCGGUACGGCAGAAAGGGUAUGCUAGCUUGCUAAUGAAAGCACAACAGGUAAUAACGGGGUUUAAUUUUAAAAGCUAACAACAGAGCUUCACAUCUUUCUUACGCUAGGUACCAUUGGAGUUAUAUUAUACUAUGUGUUUUUUUUUUCCUGUUCACCGUAACUGAAUUUAGAAAUUACCAUGGCACCAGCUAUAGUUUUAUUAUUGUUUUUUUUCCUGAUUUUAUUUUCACACAGAUAUAUGCAUAUGUGUUUUUUGCUGUUACUCCUGGUCUGUGUCUCUUUCUUUUCAUGGCUGUAAGAUGCAUAAUUGUCAUGGCUAUGACCUUUGACACUUCUUGAGCCUAGUUUUUCAGCAGAGUAUUUAUUAUUUUUUUGUCAUCAUAUCACUACCUCCUCCAUGUGGUCUUGGUGUGCUUUUUGUUCUGGCGUAAUUCAGUCUUGCGUUCCAGGCCGCGUAGUUUACAAACCUCAGAAACUUUUCUUUUCAUCUGCUGUUGCUGCUUCAUAAAGAACAAAUUGAAUGAUUUCUCAUGUGAUAAGGCAACAUACUUUCAGGUGGCGUUGUGUAAUAAUCAAUAGCUUAUUUUAUGAUUUUCGGCAGCAGUAAGGACACGCAAGCUUAUUUGAAUUCCCUUCCCCCCUUGUGCCCCCCAUUUUCCUUUUUUUUGUGGGGUACCUAUUGGCAGAAGCAGUCUUUUAUCGCAGAGAGAACAAAGAUUUUGGGAUGUGUGCAAUAUUUCAUAUUGAAAUUGAAAAACCAAGAGAAAAAAAAAAGAUUAUAGGAAACUAUUGGCAAGUUCUUUGAGCUUGUGUUCUUUUUUUUUUUGUUGUUGCAUUUUUUGUAUGAUUGUACUUGAUUAAUUCUAAUAUGCUGACAGGAAUUAUUAUUAUUAUUAUUAUUAUGAUUAUAUAAAGGAACAACUGUAGGAAGAGGUACUUGUCAUCCCAGACAAUUUCCAGCUACUUUCUCAAUGACACAGUUUGCCUUCGUGUCUUAGCUGGCUUUGUAGCAAAAUGGCAGUAUUAGAGUAAGCCAAAGAGAAAUGAUCUGAAGAAGCACCAAAAUGCUGCUUGUAGCACAUUUAUUGUACAGACUUAACAUGCUGUAUGAAGAUGUGGAAACAGGGAUGGUUUAUUACGCCACUUUCAGUACUAGACCAAGAGUGAGGAUAGACUCUUCUUGGGGGAUCAAGUGGGAGUUGUGGCUCUCUGAAAGACAAUGGUUGUUUUUUUUUUUUUUAAACCCUUUUGUCUUUUGUUUUAAGAGUUGACUCUUAGCAAUAGAACCUUGCUGGACUUCUUACUAUGUAAUUGUUUUAAAUAAUUCAUUUUGAAGCAGUCAGUGUUGCUGGACGUAUUUGUUGUUUAUUUGACGAGACAAGUCAUUUUCGCAAGGCCACCUUUUAUUUUCAAAUGAUUCUCCUCUCAUGUACCAUCGUAGUUUUAAAAAAAUUAUUUUUGUCAUCUCCUAACAAUAAUGACCUGUUACUAUUAUUGAACUAGAGUCUUUCCAGUGGCGGUUUUUAUUUAUUAAGUCUUCCAUGAUAAAUUUCAUCAGGUUUUUUCAAAGAGAAAAGAAAAGCAUUUUGCGUCAGCUUGACCGGGCUCACCUCUACUGCUUGUGCCUUCUGAACAAGAUCCAAUGAUAAUAAUGAGUAUGAAGAAGCAGAAAGGUAGUCCAGGCCUGGGACAAGUUACAGCUGUUCUCAGGCAAGUCCAGAGAACUGAAGAAGCACACAGAAAAGGCAGAAUAAACAACCAUUUCCAGCCUUGUGGCCAGAGGUCAGACAGACCCCCCGUUGUAAUAUUUUAUUUUAAAUCGCUGUUUUAAGAAAUGCACUUUAUUAUGAAAUAUGAUAUUUCUCAUCUGAGAUUUGUAUCUUUCACUCGUGGGAUUUAGAAUUGUCUGUCCGUCCGCCCUGUUUUGACUGAUGAACAACUGUCAGAAACACUAAAGCUUGUCGUUUUCAUGUGGUUCUGUGAAAAAUGUCAUUUUUUUAUUGUUCUGAUAUGCAAGUUGACUGAAGUAUGUGUGCAAGAUGUUGGUGCGUGUAUGAUGGUUUUAUUUAUGUUGCUAUUUAUUUGAAUAAAAAAACUUCUUAAACA